Messenger RNA from Triticum urartu, 2202 nucleotides. RefSeq lists its product as uncharacterized. Gene Ontology annotation, cellular component: intracellular membrane-bounded organelle. The record is from RefSeq and is a predicted model, not a curated record. Lineage: Eukaryota; Viridiplantae; Streptophyta; Magnoliopsida; Poales; Poaceae.
GGCAACGGCGGCCAGUCGGCCGCCUCCUCGCUGGGGAUUAACCAGACGCACAUGUUCGUCAACAGGGUGCACUGCGCGGCCGACGGCGCCGUGCGUGUCUAUGUGGCCUUCUCCAACAUGUCAGAUUAUUCCAGGUAUUACUUCAUGGUCACCGAGAAGGCGAUUGUGGCAGAGGGCUUCUGGGAUCAGAAUUCGAACAGGCUAUGCCUCAAAGGAUGCCAUGUGGUAAACUCAGGAUCAUCCCGUGCGGAAUUGACUGUCAGUGAGUGCGGGAUUGGGAUGACCUUCUGGUUCCCGGGAGUGUGGUCGAUCCAGGAACGUAGCUUUUCUGCAGGGUUGGUCUGGAACACCAGCCUGAAAAGCGACCAGGGCAUUGCCGGAUAUUCAACUGCGGUUAGGGGUAACUUUGGGGGUUUGAAGUACAACUACACCAAGGUUGAGGAGGCAACCAAGUAUUACAAGCAGUAUGGCCUGAACAAGAAGAGGAAGGGCAAGUUCCCAGAUAGAAAUUCGUAUCUAGACUUGGCGUUCCGGUUCAACUUGCAGAAACGGGGUGGUUCUGGGUACGCAUCGCCGAUCACAAUUGGGACCAUGUUGUCUGAUGGGAGCUCUUUUGUGCUCUCAAACCUUUCCACUCGCCCUGCAGUGCUGGAGACGAAGCAGAGACUCCUUAAUGUCAGCUACAAUAUCCGAUAUGUUGGGCAUUGGUCACUAGCAACAUUUCAACCGCAACAGAUCUCGGCGGAAGGUGUUUAUGACACCGAGACAGGCUCCUUGUGCCUGAUCGCAUGUCGACGGGUUAAUGUCUCCUCCUCAGACUGUAAGAUUUUGAUAACUGCUCACUUUGCUAGUCUGGACGCGAAAGCAGCAAAACAUGUCCAGGGGAAAAUUAUAAGCUUGAGGGGCAAGACCGACCCUCUUUUCUUUGAAACGCUGGACAUUGACUCAUAUGGGAUGUACAUAGGCCAAGUGGAAGAAUCAAUAUGGAGAAUGGACUUGGAAAGCACCAUGGCCCUCAUCUCAAUGACUCUGUCGUGUGCCUUCAUUGCUGUGCAGCUGUUCCAUGUCAAGAAGGUCCCUGAAGCGCUCCCUGCUAUGUCAAUCACUAUGCUUGUUGUGCUCGCUCUGGGUUACAUGACCCCUCUCGUGCUCAACUUUGAGGCUCUUUUCAAGCACAGCAACAAACAGACUGUUCCCUUCUCCGGUGGUGGUUGGCUUGAGGUGAAUGAGGUCAUGGUGCGAAUCAUCACAAUGGCGACGUUUCUGCUGCAGCUGCGCCUUCUUCAGUUGGCAUGGUCUGCACGGUCUUCUGUGGAUGGAAGCAAACACGAGGCAUGGGCUGCAGAGAGGAAAGUGCUCUGGGUGUGCUUGCCGCUGUACAUCAUAGGUGGAGUUAUAACAGCGAUUGUCCACAUGAGAACCAACCACAGCAGAAGGAUGUUGAGGCAAGUUGCUCGCCUCAUGCCGUCACGACAUACAUUCUGGGAGGACAUUGUCCCUUACGGGGGCUUAUUGCUCGAUGGGUUCCUGCUCCCCCAGGUCAUCCUGAAUGUGUUCUCAGCCUCUAAAGUCAGAGCGCUUUCCCCAGUGUUUUACAUCGGGGGCACCAUGCUGCGUGCGCUGCCUCAUGCAUACGAUGCAUACAGGACCCAUCACUUUGUGCGCAGCAUGAGGCCAUCCUACAUCUACGCGAGCUCUCGCGACGACCUCUUCAGCCUCGCGUGGGACAUCGUCAUACCUUGUGGGGUGGUCCUGCUGGCCACGCUUCUCUUCUUUCAGCAGUGGCUUGGGGGCGCCUUCUUCGUCUGCUCCAAGAGACGGAAGCCAUCGAACGAAUACGAAAUGGUUUCCACGGUCAGCUCUUAGCAAGUUCCUACAGCUUUGUUCAUCGCAAGAUAAGUGGAAGUAGAGGAGGGGUUUACAUAUAGUCUGAGAGAUAGUUUUUUCUGUUUCCUGAUGGAUGAACAUUUACCCCAAAUUGGCGCUUGUUUGCGGCGAAAACUUAUACAUGCAUGUAUACAAAAGAAGGAAACCAGAUCAGGCAAGGUUCGGUUCUUGAUUCACAGUUCCUUUUCCUAUGCUAUCCUUUGGUUUAUGGUUGACGUUCCCUGUUGUUCUGGUAUUCAGUCAGGGCUAGCUAUUAGCCCAGGUAGAUUUAUGUCUGAAUUCGUUGGAAUUAAUCUGCAUCCGCUCUUUAUGUGA